AUGCUCGUGCAAUCUUUAAUCACCGAGCGCGCCGAGGUUUUUGUGUACGAUCCUCAAAUACUUUGCAAAAAGCAAAUCAUUGGAUGUAUUUGUACAUCGCCUGCGACGCCCAAGCAGGAGUAUAAGCCUGUCUGGUUCGAUGUUCUCACAUCAAUAAGAGCGCGUCUGGUCACCUACCUCCCACUAGCUUCAUCCGGGCAAGACAAGCUGUUCAAAGAACAUCAGACCGUGCGGAUGGAGCACGGAGGGCUUCAAUGUGCCUCCGAGUCGGAGGGCGGCCAAGGAAAUAUGAUAUGGCUCUUUGGAGAGUCCGACCUAGUCAGGGUCGGGAAUACUAGUCGAGCCGUGCGACACGCACUAUUCCUUAGUGAAGAGGAUACUUCAAUCCCUGCCUUUGAUGGCGACUAUCAUCACCCGUCCCGGCUGCCCACCGACCUACGCCCGGAUUCAACUAUUCAGACCUGGCAUCCAAUGUGCCGAGCAUCAACAACAUAUAUGACGAAUAAACUAAAAGAUGCUGAAAAGCGGGUGGAUGAAAUCAAUGAGAUUGCCAGCCGUUGCGAUGAUAAACUUAAGUUUCAAGCCCACAACAUCCGGAAACUCGUUUCGCAAGGGGCUGGUCAUACCGCAGCCUUGGCUACUUGGGACGGAGCCCUGAAACAAGUAGAAUACCAAGUGGACAGUGUUCGUCAAGCCUUGAGUUCGAAUGCUGAGAAACAGACAGCAUCUUCAAAAGACAUUGAACUACGACUAGCAGACAUCGUGGAACGCCAAUCUGUCGAUUCCGGAGCCAAAGACGGCAGACUUGCUCAGGCGGAAGCAGCUUUAACUUGUUUGAAGAAAGAACAAGCUGGUCUUAGGUCACAGUUCAAUACUCUUUCCAACACGUUGCAACACGUGGAGAAUUGUUUGCACUCAUUGAAGGAGCAGAUGUGCACGGCUUCAACUCUUGAAGAAACUAUGACAGAUUUGCAGAGCAAAUUUUCCUCAUUCACAAUCGAGGUCGACGAAUUGCGAGAGCUCAUCGCAGAAGUGACCCUCAACGUUCAUCAACCUUCCACCCUCGAUAGCGAGCUAGAGACUUCUAAGUCCCGGCAAGGUUCAACUGGAGGCCCCUCAACUGUACGCACGGAGGACUCUACGAUAUCGCCAUUACUCAGGGUUAGAUUCUCAAGUGGUCAAAUCGUUGCUACUUGGAUAACGGCUCCUUUUAGGAGGGAGGGUGUCGCUGAAGAUCGCACUGCGUUAUCGUUCUUUGGCUGGUGGAGCAAGUAUAAAAAUCAAGAUCUCCAGGAAUGGAUUCUCAUCCUCAAAAAUACUGUACCUCUUCCCGCCAACGUCAAGUUUAAAACCAUGUCGGCGGCUGGAGUCUGGUGUUUAGCUGGCGUAGCCCUAGCCUUAUCCUGGGUCAUGAUUAUCAGACUAAGCGCUGGCGAGCCAGUAAAAAUGCAGAGCGAGCGAUUAAGUCGUGCGAAUGACAUACAUGCGAAAGCUAUCACGUCGUUGGCUGAGUAUAAAGCAGAGCGUUUGCUCAGUUUCGAUCCUACUGCCAUCCAAUGUACGCAUAGAAAAGAGUAUCGAGGUUUAACCGAGUACAACUUCUGUUGA
This is a messenger RNA of Coniophora puteana RWD-64-598 SS2, 1608 nucleotides long. RefSeq lists its product as uncharacterized. Lineage: Eukaryota; Fungi; Basidiomycota; Agaricomycetes; Boletales; Coniophoraceae. The transcript has 11 exons. The coding region runs from base 1 to 1608 and encodes 535 amino acids. The record is from RefSeq and is a predicted model, not a curated record.